AAUCUGGGGGGCAGCAGGCGAGCAAGCCGACGACGAGCAGAGCGCUGCGCGACACGGCGAGCCACUCCAAUUCAAAUCCCUCCGAACCCCACAGUAACCGCAGCGGCGGCGCCCGAACGCCGGCGGCGAGGGCGGUUCCUUGUCGCAGCCGUCCACCGUGCACCCCGACUCCCUAACCUGCGACACCGCUCAGCGUCUCUCCUCACCGGCGCCGGGUGCGAAGGCGGGAGUAGGGGCUAGGGUUCCUGUCGGCGCGGGGGUGGCCAGUCCGAUGGCGGCGGACACGGGCGAGCGGCGGAGGGUGGACGAUCUGAUCUCCUUCGCCCAGGACCUCGUGGGCAUGCUCCGCGCCAGCAACGACAGCGACGCCAACGCGCAGACCGGCGCCGGCGCGCGGAUGCUGCUCUCCGCCUGCCGAUCCGAUUCCGACGACCUCGAGCUGCAGAUGAGAGAACACCAGGAAAAGAUCCGUUCCUGCAAGGAAAAGAUAGACAAAGCAAAAGCUGAAACCGUUACUGAUGAUGAACUGAAUGCACUGCAAAACAAGAUGGAAGAAAAGCUCCAGGAAGAGAAACAGCUUCGCCAAGAAUUAAGAGAGUUGCAUGAUGAGCUUGAUAACCUAGACCGUCAAAGAACUUCGAUAGAGGAAAGAAAGGAUGCUGUCAAAAAGAAAAAGAAAGACAUGCAGAAGGCAGAACGCACGCUUUCCUUGUGUGUAUCAGUUACAAACAUCAUGCCAGAUUUUGAAGACCAGGAAAAGAUUUCUGGCUACAUUGUGGACAAGAGCAGGAAGAAGAUAGAGAAGUUCGAGUUUGACAAGACGACACCACCAAUCGAGAUCUGCGACAAGCUCUGGAAGAAGAUCUAGAGCGCGCGGAGCACCAUUGUUGUAAGGCGGCGAAGACUGCUGUAUAUUGUUGUAGGUGGUGGACCUCCCACCAGGAAGGAUGCAGCUCGCCAUGUUGUUUAAAUCAUUAGUUUUUGUGACAUUGUUGUGCUCUUCCAGUUAACCAUUCAGAUUAGGUCCUAGUUUGUGCUCGAUGGACACUUAGAUCUCACCAGACAUUAGCUGGAGAAGCAAGUCAUGUUUGAAUAAGUUCUAGAGCUGUUUUUUUUUUGUUGAAAUAAUGCGUGCUCGUUUAAAAGAAAUUGCUUCUAAUU
Panicum virgatum (switchgrass) is the source of this 1161-nucleotide messenger RNA. RefSeq names its product kinetochore protein SPC24 homolog. The transcript is spliced from 5 exons. Bases 272 to 868 code for a protein of 198 amino acids. NCBI's taxonomy places the organism in Eukaryota, Viridiplantae, Streptophyta, Magnoliopsida, Poales, Poaceae. The record is from RefSeq and is a predicted model, not a curated record. Gene Ontology annotation, biological process: regulation of chromosome segregation.